Molecule: messenger RNA, 1502 nt
Organism: Tachysurus fulvidraco (yellow catfish)
Lineage: Eukaryota; Metazoa; Chordata; Actinopteri; Siluriformes; Bagridae
Product: transmembrane protein 150A-like
Exons: 7
Coding region: 148-924 (258 amino acids)
Source: RefSeq, a predicted model, not a curated record
GGGUCCGCAGUCAGAGGGCUGAAGUGAAGCGUUCUGAGAGAAAGCUGGACGUUCUGGAGGGACGCUGACAGUACGACGUGAUCCUGAGGGAAGUAAGAUGAGGGAAUCUGGCAGAGCAGAUGUUUUCUCCUGAUAUUGUGUGGAAUAAUGACACUUUGGGUGAUUUUACCUGUCACUUUGCCUCUCAGCACCAUCUCAGGAGCGUGGAUUGUAUACACGAUGGCUGUAGAAAACCAGCACGUCUGCCCUAUAAACAACUGGGUGUAUAACGUGUCCUGUGAGGAGCCUCUGCUGAUGCAGAGUAAACAGUCUCUCUGCUGCACCCUGGACAAGCUUCCCUUCAUCAGUAAAUGUGGUGUGUUACCUCCAGAGAGCUGCUGGUUCAGUCUGCUCUGCAGUUUUGGGUCCUUUAUGUUGGUGCUGAUUGGUCUGCUCCGCUACGCCCAGGUGAUGGAGCAGCAGAAGCAGGACAGUGUGUUAAACAUGAUGGGGCUCUGCUCAGGCUGGCUUUGUGCUGCAGGACUCAGCAUGGUGGGAAACUUCCAGGUGGACUUUGCUAAGGUGCCUCAUUAUGUGGGAGCGAUGCUAGCUUUCUCAACCAGUCUGCUGUUUGUGUGUGUGCAGACGAUCCUGACUUACCGUCUGGCGAAAACACACACACACUGUAGAACCGCCCACAUCCGACUGACCCUCAGCCUGCUCACCUUUAUCAACCUCGUUCUCUGCGGCGUGUUCUUCCCUCAGGACAGCUUCACCCUGCAGCACUCCGCCGCUGUGUGCGAGUGGCUCUUCGUCAUCACCGUGCUGCUCUUCUACGGCACGUUCGUCAUGGAGUUUCGCAUGGUGUCUUCACACACUUUGGUGGUUCUGAUCCAGAGAGGAGAGCAACAAGGAGUUUCUCAAAACAAACAAGAGAGGGCUUAAUCGCUCGGGUCAGGACUCGGGGUGGAUCUGAAGGAGAGCUGAGGGUUGAUGAAGAACAUGUGAAUGCAUGGAUCAGCUGCAGCUCUUCUUGGAAUGAGGGACGUCUCUGAUGAGGGAUCUGGAUGAUGGAAUCUUCUUGAUAUUUCAGAUAUGCUGUGUAUCAUAUUCUUUACACUAAUAUCUAGUAUGGAUGAUCAGUGUGUAGAGUCAGGGUCUGUCUGAUGUUCUUCCUGCCAAUAACAUAUUCUACAUCUAAAUAUAUUUCAGCAUCAUGACCUGUAAAAUUUUCCUUUUUUUUUUUUAACUGCACCCUGCUUUUUGUAAAGAUGUAGUACGAGGAGCUGCUUUAAUAAACAUAUCAUUACACAUGAUGCCUUCAGGUCCUACACAGAGUAUAAAAUCAUAGGCAGUGAUUAUGAUUAUGAUUGCUGUAUAAUCAACUGAUUUCUUUUGGGACAAUGUUUUGUUUCAUAAAUAAAACUUAUUUAAAUAUAAAGUUAGCAUGCUACAUUAUUGUUUAAAUUUGACCACCAAGGCGAUGCUCCUGUGCCAUAAAUAAACAUUUAACAUUUAAUGAA